Molecule: messenger RNA, 1632 nt
Organism: Osmerus eperlanus (European smelt)
Lineage: Eukaryota; Metazoa; Chordata; Actinopteri; Osmeriformes; Osmeridae
Gene: ap1s2
Product: adaptor related protein complex 1 subunit sigma 2
Exons: 5
Coding region: 158-631 (157 amino acids)
Biological process (GO): intracellular protein transport; vesicle-mediated transport
Cellular component (GO): AP-1 adaptor complex; intracellular membrane-bounded organelle; membrane coat
Molecular function (GO): clathrin-cargo adaptor activity
Source: RefSeq, a predicted model, not a curated record
CAAUGGCAAAGCGACUAACUACAUCAUUCGUUCCCCUCACAUCCACUCACACGUACACAAGUGUGCGACGAAAGGGCGAGCUGUUAAAAAAAACACUUUCUAAAUUGGAUAUAAACAACCACUAUUCUAGUGUGUGGAUUCGCAGAAAAUCUACAAGAUGCAGUUUAUGCUGCUGUUCAGCCGACAGGGGAAGCUGCGUCUGCAGAAGUGGUAUGUUCCUCUGUCGGACAAGGAGAGGAAGAAGAUCUCCAGAGACCUGGUCCAGACAAUCCUGGCCAGGAAGCCCAAGAUGUGCAGCUUCCUGGAGUGGAGGGACCUAAAGAUCGUCUACAAGAGGUACGCCAGCCUUUACUUCUGCUGUGCUGUGGAGGACCAGGACAACGAGUUGAUCACCCUGGAGAUCAUUCAUAGAUAUGUGGAGCUGCUGGACAAGUACUUUGGCAGCGUGUGUGAGCUGGACAUCAUCUUCAACUUUGAGAAGGCCUACUUCAUCCUGGAUGAGUUCCUGCUCGGGGGGGAGGCCCAGGAGACCUCCAAGAAGAACGUGCUGAAGGCCAUCGAGCAGGCCGACCUGCUGCAGGAGGAAGCCGAGGCUCCGCGAAGCGUCCUGGAGGAGAUUGGACUGACAUAGACCCAGGGCUAGCCUUCGUAUCCAUCACCCCCCCAACCCCCCUUCCCUUCUGUAUCUGUGGUCUAUAUAUGUUGCCUGUUCUCUUAUUUCGCUAAGAUGUUGUGCCAACAGUUUUUGUGUGUGUGUGUUUACUACCCGUACACUCUUCUCCAGCACCCUCGUUGACAUUCUCUGACUCUCCAUGUUGUGUUCAACAAUAAUGAUUGUGUCUCCAUGGAAACAGCAGUGCAAAAACAACGACGCCAGGCUUUGGGGUCUAGUGGGUGUGUGGAUGGGUGUGUGUGUGUGUGUUGUCUGUGUGUUAAGAUCGACCAUGACACCAUCACUAGACCCUUCUGGAAAUGUCGCAGGCUGUUUCUGAUCGAAAUACGUAACAGAAGAAUCCCAUUCAAGUAGUUCUGUCUAGAGAUACGAGUAAUAAAUACUUCUCCAGAUGUUUAGUAUUAAAAUAGGUCCGAAUUUCGUAUUUUAGUGAGAAGGGAUUAUUAGAAAUGAUUACUGUUUUUGGGGACAAGAACGAGACAUCAUGGUUUGACCAAAGAACACUGUGAACACUGGAUCAGUCAGGUCCUGAAGGGAAGAGAUCUAAUAGUGAUGUAGUUAAAAGGGACACUGUCCUAAAAAGCAUUUCAACUGUUCUAUCAUGCCUGUCUUUAGGUGGAACUAACAUUCACAAACAAGGUGCACCUCUUAACCUGCCUAAGUUCAUACCAAAAUGUCCUUUUUAUUGACUUGUUUACAAAACUUUGCUGGUCUGGUAUUGAUGGGCAGGCUGUCUGUUAUCUGUAUGAUGGACCGAAGCUUGGAUUUGUGUUGCAGUGCAUACUGUUACAACUAUUCUGUGUUUCAGACCAAUCAAACUAGUAUUCUACAGAUUUCUUGUAUUAUCCACUGCCAACAUAUGUUUGUCUGCCUACUGCCUAUCCGUCAUCCUAUCUAUACCAACCCCCUGGGUCCCUCAGAACACUUCGUUAUUGUGAGAAUAAAUGUAACAGAACAAA